AUGAAUACAGCCCGACCUCUCUACUCACAGAACUGCACAGAUACCGCACAGUCCGGUCAAGGCGGUCUCGGCAGAAGAGAUGAACGUGGAGUUUUCUAUUGGAAUGACGGCACCCCUAUGUCUUACACAGAUUGGUACAGUCCUCCUCAAGGAGCAGGAGGUGACAGACAGCCUAAUGGAGGUUUACUGGAAGCAUGCACGAUGCUAGUCUUCGAUUCAGCCACUUCGACAGAUCUGUCGACCAAUCUCUGGCAUGAUGUAGCGUGUGCAUCUCCUGAAACAAAGCAGUUCAUAUGUGAAACAGAAGCAUCCGGAACGCCAGAAAACUCUAAAGCCUCAACUCUAACAUGUCAAGAAUUUCGAAAUAUUGACACUCUUCCUUACCGCCUUGUACUGAAGAUGAGUUUGCAUGUAGCAAUGGUCAGUGUAUCCCAGCCGGCAAGAGAUGUGAUUUCAUCAGCCAUUGUUACGAUAAAUCAGAUGAAGAUGGAUGUGUGCUACGACGGCUCGCUUUUUCCAAGUAAGGUACAAUGUGAUGGGGUAAUAGACUGCAUAGGAAAUACGAACGAGGAUGAAUAUGAGUGUGGUUAUGGCAAUCCGGAUGAUGCCUGUGAUUCGGCUACAGAUAUCGUGUGCAAUAACGGAGCAUGCGCAUCACACUCAUCACGAUGUCUUUAUGAACUAGAUGAAUAUGGCUUCUUCGCCGGAUGUCGUGACGUCACACAUUUAAGAGCAUGUGGUCAAUGCCCUCAAGGCUGUAAGUGUGAUGCAUUAUCCUACUCCUGCCAUCCGGACCAGGUCGCUCUUAAGCUCCUUCCCCGCCAGCUCAGAAAAUUAUCUCUGAUCUGCGAUGGGCUAGCUGGCCCGUGCAAUUCAUCAUUGCGGAUUGUGACGAAUGAUGACGUCACAGAAGAGACUCGUAAUCAACUCAUGCCCGUAGUGAUGCCGUCUUUGAUUUCUUUGUACUUGGAAGCAUCAUUUCUGGAAGAAAUUCAACAAGGUUCAUUUCUGGAAAACAAAAAUCUUUUGAAUUUGAAUUUGGCGAGGAACAGUAUUCGCAGUCUAUUUCGAGGUACUUUUGAUGGUCUUUUUCGUAUGAAGACGUUAAACCUUUCCAAAAAUCCACUCACGUUAGUCGAGGCGGGGGCAUUUGGGAAUCUCACCCUUCUCCAAGAAUUGGAUCUUCGUGGAACCGACAUCACCGUCACAACAGACACAGGACGUGAUAUGUUCCUAGGAUUGGAGAACCUACAGCAUAUACAUGCUGACCGUUACGUCUUUUGUUGUCUCGCUGGAUUGGUGGAUUCGGUCGGAUGCAAUGCACCACGUGAUCAAUUCUCAUCAUGCGAAGAACUCAUGGCCAGUGGAGUUCUACGGAUUUUCAUCUGGAUUCUAGGAGGCAGUGCUUUCAUCGGAAACGGGUUCGUCUUCGCCUACAGGGUAUUCAAUCAAAAGAAAGACAGAAAAACCUUUGUUCAGUCCAGUUUCAUCACGAAUUUGGCCAUUUCUGAUUUUAUGAUGGGUCUGUACAUGAUCACGAUUGCAUCUGCUGAUAUCUACUACAGGGGGAACUAUGCCUUGCAUGCUGAUGAAUGGCAGUCUAGCGCCCUCUGCAAGGUGGCGGGGAUGCUUUCGGUCAUAUCAAGUGAGGCUUCUGUCAUGUUUAUCAUGAUGAUCAGUGUUGACCGGUGCAUUCACGUCCUUCUCCCCUUCAAACAAGGACUCCAUCUCUCCCCCACAGCUGCUCGAUGUUCUCAGCUAAUCAUCUGGGGUCUCGGAACUCUGGUUAGCGUCCUACCUGUGGUAAUCCCAGCAUACAGCAAAGGCAACUUCUACGGACAGUCCGGGGUCUGUUUGGCUCUGCCUCUGACCGUUGACCGUCCUGCAGGAUGGCAUUACUCAAUCUCCUUGUUCAUUGGAGCCAAUUUUGUAGCCUUCCUUGUGACCCUGCUCUGUUACCUGGCUAUGUACAUCCGCUAUCAACAGUCCAAACAGAUGAUUGCUCAGACAGGUAAAGGAUCCAGAGAUGACAAAAGACUCACUGAAGAUAUGAAGUUGGCAUGGAAGAUGUCACUGAUUGUCGGAACUGAUCUAAUUUGCUGGUUCCCGAUCAUCGUCAUGGGUCUCUUGUCAGCGGCAGGGAAACUUACUAUAUCGGCUCAGGUGUAUGCCUGGACUGCUGUUUUCGUCCUCCCUGUCAACUCAUCUCUCAACCCUUACCUCUAUACACUCUCUAGUAUGCACGGGAAGAAACAGAAGGCCAAGAAAUCUGCCAAUUCAGUUACAGAAUCGAAUAAAACGAUUGAGAGCAGCUUUGGGGAUGGAGACGGUUCUUCUACGGCUAUAGCUACCCCUUUUACUAUUCGGCCCGUCCCGGUUGUGCAGCACCUUGAACACUGGUUGAAGGGUGAAUCUCGUGACUUGACCCGACAAGAACUUGAGGUCAUCGGACAAGACAUUAGCCAAUCACAUGCGCUCUUGAGAAAGGCUGGCAACACCGUGGAUGGAUGUUUAAAGAACAUUGUCGUUCAAAUAGAUGGAGCUAAUAGAAUCCAGAGGGCCUUUGUGAUUUUGGAUCCUCCGACGUUCAAUUUGGUAUCGGAUGAGCAGUGCAACGAUGAACCUAACCAGGCCAAUAUCAAUCUCGCUAAGGUUAUGGGGUUACUCCAGGAAAUACACGAAUUGAAGUAUUAAAGGCCUACUGGACAACUUGCAAUGACGAUGGAAACGCCAUUAAUCUCAACAACAACAUUGUAGCUACUUGCUCCCUCUAUAAUAUAAAACAAUGCCUAA
Molecule: messenger RNA, 2793 nt
Organism: Strongylocentrotus purpuratus (purple sea urchin)
Lineage: Eukaryota; Metazoa; Echinodermata; Echinoidea; Camarodonta; Strongylocentrotidae
Product: G-protein coupled receptor GRL101-like
Exons: 17
Coding region: 1-2694 (897 amino acids)
Biological process (GO): G protein-coupled receptor signaling pathway
Cellular component (GO): membrane
Molecular function (GO): protein-hormone receptor activity; G protein-coupled receptor activity; protein binding
Source: RefSeq, a predicted model, not a curated record